Cinclus cinclus is the source of this 1440-nucleotide messenger RNA. Its product is annotated as G protein-activated inward rectifier potassium channel 1-like. Gene Ontology annotation, cellular component: plasma membrane. Gene Ontology annotation, biological process: regulation of monoatomic ion transmembrane transport; potassium ion import across plasma membrane. Gene Ontology annotation, molecular function: G-protein activated inward rectifier potassium channel activity. Bases 1 to 1440 code for a protein of 479 amino acids. Lineage: Eukaryota; Metazoa; Chordata; Aves; Passeriformes; Cinclidae. The record is from RefSeq and is a predicted model, not a curated record. The transcript has 3 exons.
AUGUCAGCCGUGCGCAGGAAGUUUGGGGACGAGUACCAGGCCGUGGGCCUCGCUCAAUGCAGCGCCCGCAGAGAGCGGCAGCGCUUCGUGGACAAGAACGGGCGCUGCAAUGUGCAGCACGGGAACCUGGGCGGAGAGAGCAGCCGCUACCUCUCCGACUUCUUCACCACGCUGGUGGACCUCAAGUGGCGCUGGAACCUGCUCAUCUUCCUGCUGACCUACACGGUGGCCUGGCUGGUGAUGGCCUCCAUGUGGUGGGGCAUUGCGUACCUGCGCGGUGACCUGCACCAGGCGCACGGUGACACUUACAGCCCGUGCGUGGCCAACGUGUACAACUUCCCCUCCGCCUUCCUCUUCUUCGUCGAGACCGAGGCCACCAUCGGCUACGGGCACCGCUACAUCACGGAGCGCUGCCCCGAGGGCAUCGUGCUGUUCCUCUUCCAGUCGCUGCUGGGCUCCGUUGUCGAUGCGUUCCUCAUCGGCUGCAUGUUCAUCAAGAUGUCCCAGCCCAAGAAGCGAGCUGAGACCCUCAUGUUCAGCCGUGCCGCGGUCAUCUCGCAGCGGGAUGCCAAGCUCUGCCUCAUGUUUCGUGUGGGCAACCUCCGCAACAGCCACAUGGUGUCUGCCCAGAUCCGAUGCAAGCUCAUCAAGUCUAGACAGACACCGGAGGGAGAAUUUCUGCCACUAGACCAGUGUGAACUGGAUGUUGGAUUUGGAACUGGAGCUGACCAGCUGUUUUUAGUUUCCCCUUUAACCAUCUGCCAUGAAAUUAACUCAGAGAGUCCCUUUUUCUGUCUUUCACAAAGAUCACUGAGGAGUGAGCAAUUUGAAAUAGUUGUCAUCCUCGAAGGAAUCGUUGAGACCACCGGGAUGACGUGCCAAGCCAGGACCUCAUACACAGAAGAUGAAGUCCUCUGGGGUCACAGGUUCCUCCCAGUAAUGUCACUGGAAGAUGGCUUUUUCCGUGUUGAUUAUUCUCAGUUUCACGCCACGUUUGAAGUCCCCACUCCUCCUUACAGUGUUAAAGAGCAAGAAGAAAACCUGUCCCAGUCAUCUCUCUUGAAUAGUCCUUUUGAUAAGAAAAACAGACGAGAACAGGUUUGUCCACUGGACAGUGCUGAUACUACAGGAGAGAAGAACAAGCUCCCUGCUAAACUUCAGAAGAUCAGCUCUAGGAAGGAAGCCCUUCCACCAAGAGCCCUGGGAAUGAGUUCCAGUAAUAUAGAGAAGACUCUCAGUACUGGAGACCUCUUGGAAAUUCAAGAAAUAAGUCCCACCUCUGAUGGUGAAGAUAGCGAUAACAGGAUGCAGCUGAAAGCAUUAAAAAUAAAUGCCAAGGCUCUGACUCAGUCUACCAGUGAGCUCAAGUUACAGAAGGAUUUUCCAGGUAUGGGCACUCCAGAGAUGAAAUUAGAAGAUAAUUUUCCUGCCAAACUUUGA